This is a messenger RNA of Entamoeba histolytica HM-1:IMSS, 720 nucleotides long. Its product is annotated as RhoGAP domain containing protein. The coding region runs from base 1 to 720 and encodes 239 amino acids. The transcript has 3 exons. Lineage: Eukaryota; Evosea; Mastigamoebida; Endamoebidae. Gene Ontology annotation, molecular function: GTPase activator activity. Gene Ontology annotation, biological process: small GTPase-mediated signal transduction. Gene Ontology annotation, cellular component: cytoplasm. The record is from RefSeq and is a predicted model, not a curated record.
AUGAAACAGAAUGAAAAAGCAAUUGGGAGAAGUUUAAAAGAAGUUCCUACAAUUAAUAAAAUACCAUAUCCAAUUUAUGAUAUGCUUGAAAAAUUAUCAAGUAAAUGGGAAUAUAUUUUAACAGAAGGAAUCUUUAGAGUACCUGGAAAUAUGACAGAUAUUAUUGCAAUAAAAAAACAAUAUGAAAAUGGAGAAAGUGUAAAUUUAAAUAAUGUUCAAAUUUCUACUGUUGCAAGUCUUCUUAAAAAUUAUUUAAAAGAAAUUCCUGGUUUUUUAGUGAAUAAUGAAAAUAAAGACUUAUUUAAUGCUACGAUUUCAAUGUUUCAAAUGGAUGAUUCAUUAAAAGAAUUGGUCAUUAAAAAUAUGAAAGAUGCUUUAUCAUUUUUACCAUUUUUAAAUUAUAUUACUUUAAAACAUAUCAUUUUUCAUCUUCAUUUAAUUGCACAAUAUUCUCAAUUUAAUUUAAUGGACUCUAAUAAUUUAGCUACUGUAUUUGCUCCUGUCUUAUUUUCUUUAAGUAUUGAAGAAUUAAUGAAUAAUAAAAAUUAUGCUAUUAUUACAAUUAAAUUUUUAAUAGACAAUUAUAACGAUAUUUUCACUAUAAAUAAUAAAUUUAUAGACGGAAGUUAUCUUGAACCAUAUAACUAUCAAAUCCCAUUUGGGAAAUGUCCAAAAGAGUUAUUACAAUUAUCAGAUAAUAAUCCUCAAUCAAUUCAUUAA